UAACUACACCAAUUUCUAUUUCAACCAAGACAUUAGAAGAAGAAGAAGCAAGCAUCUUGGAAGAGCUGAGUCAAAAAUAUGGCACAGAACAACUUAUUGAGUAUUUUAAGGAACAAAAACAAGUCAAAGAAACAAAUGAAAUAAUCAUUAAACAGAAAUUACUUAAGACGCGUAACUUAGAGUUUUCAAAUUUGAUCGAAAAAAUUCGAAAUUGGCAAGUUCCUUAUGCAAUAUACUUCGUGAUCUUCCCCCCAGAGGAUUGGUCAUAUGAUCACUACGCUGGUUGGAUAGAUAAAAAUAUGAACAAGGCAACGAUAAACGGUAUAUUUUACAGAACGUUAGAAACCAUGAAAAAUGAUCAAAAUAUUUCGCAGCGAAUUCAUAAUGUUAUUCACGGACUUUUGAAAAGUAAAAAAACUUCUCGUGCCCUUGAUGAUCUCGUCUCGGAAAGGGAUAUCCGCGA
This is a messenger RNA of Cetraspora pellucida, 463 nucleotides long. NCBI's taxonomy places the organism in Eukaryota, Fungi, Glomeromycota, Glomeromycetes, Diversisporales, Gigasporaceae. The record is from the annotation of a GenBank genome assembly.